AUGCCAUUAUCAUCGGGUCAAUUGGAAGAGCUGAAUCUAUUUCAGCGUAAGGUUUACGAAGACGAGCCAAAGGAUCUGCUCCAGUUCGCCGCAAACUAUUUCAACAGAAGACUUGAACAACAAAGAUUCUUCGCUCGUAACCAAGAAUCGGUAGCCCUUUCCAAAGGUAUUGUGCUGUUUCCUUCCGCUACGAGGAACGAUUCGGUGGUGGCUUCAGGUCGUGCCGGCGUUGCAGGCCUACAAUCACAGUCCCAGGAUCAGCUUUUCAAAGCUUCGUUUUCGGAGACGACAGACCCCCAUGGCACGAGACUGCAUGAUCCCGCUCCAACAGCAACAGACGAGGCUGGACAUGCGCAGGAAGACACAGGGUUCGGUUCUGGUAUCUUCAAGAACGAUUUUCGAGUGAAUCAAAGCACGGAGAAGAACAUAAAAAAACCCUUAGACCCCAUGGCCCCCGCAGAAGAAGCCUCUGGCUCAUCUCCACAACCAUCCAACACUCCUAGAAGAUCAGUAGUCGCACCGAGGCCCCUACCCAUGAACUUUAAUGCACAGAGAAGAACGUCUGUGAGCGGAGAAACUAUGAAGCCAGAUAACCUAGACAACUGGAUUCCUGAAAACUACGCUGAAAAGUCCGGUUUACAGUUAGAGAGGCUAGAGAAGGCCAUCGGGCACAACUUUCUAUUCAACAAGCUGGAUGCGGAGUCUAAACGGUUGGUGAUCAACUCAUUGGAGGAGAAAGUUGUUAAGAACGGUCAAGAAAUCAUUAAGCAGGGCGAUGAAGGUGACUACUUCUACGUCGUGGAGAAAGGUACCGUAGAAUUCUUCGUUGGUUCUGAAAAGGUGAAUUCUUCCGGCCCUGGAUCUAGUUUUGGUGAACUUGCACUGAUGUACAAUAGUCCCAGAGCUGCUACUGUCGUAGCUACCACUGACUGUGUAUUAUGGGCUCUUGAUAGAUUGACGUUUAGAAGAAUCCUUCUAGGAAGCUCGUUCAAGAAGAGGGUUCUAUACGACGAAUUGCUGAAGUCGAUGCCUGUUCUCCGAUCAUUAACCACAUACGACCGUGCCAAACUUGCUGAUGCACUUGACACGGAAGUAUACCAGCCAGGGCAAAUAAUCAUUCGUGAAGGUGACAUCGGUGAGAACUUUUAUUUUAUUGAAGUUGGUGAAGCUGCGGUAUCCAAGGAGGGUGAGGGCAUCAUUGCACAUCUGAAGAAAGGCGACUACUUUGGAGAGGUUGCUUUGCUAAACGACUUGCCACGUCAGGCCACAGUAAAAGCCAUCAAGAAGACUAGGGUGGCCACUUUGGGAAAGAGUGGGUUCCAAAGACUACUGGGCCCAGCUGUGGAAGUUCUGAAAUUAAAUGACCCAACCCGAGUCGCUCACUAG
Lachancea dasiensis is the source of this 1386-nucleotide messenger RNA. Lineage: Eukaryota; Fungi; Ascomycota; Saccharomycetes; Saccharomycetales; Saccharomycetaceae. The record is from the annotation of a GenBank genome assembly.